This is a messenger RNA of Rhinichthys klamathensis goyatoka, 3962 nucleotides long. RefSeq names its product jade family PHD finger 2 (gene jade2). The transcript is spliced from 12 exons. Bases 838 to 3222 code for a protein of 794 amino acids. NCBI's taxonomy places the organism in Eukaryota, Metazoa, Chordata, Actinopteri, Cypriniformes, Leuciscidae. Gene Ontology annotation, biological process: regulation of transcription by RNA polymerase II. The record is from RefSeq and is a predicted model, not a curated record. Gene Ontology annotation, cellular component: histone acetyltransferase complex.
UUGUCGGGAAAAGAAGGUCUUCCCAGAGAAACUGAAGAUGUCAUGUUUGUUGUGUCAAACGGCAUUUCCUCUUUCGUGUUUGUUCAUGGCUCCCCCCAUCGGACUCUCUGUAAAAUGGUCGGUUAUUUGAGCGAACCGCCCCGUUCUUCACUCAUUUGAGGAGAGAAGCCGCUGACUUUCUUCUUCAUGCUCGCUGGCUCUUGAUGGACAUUAUAAAACUUGACAGGUAAACAACGCAAAGAGCUUUCGCGGUGUUUUCUUUCACGCGCACGAGCCACGACAGGGUUUCAUCCGCGCGCUUGUAACGGAAAUUUUUGGUACGUCAUUAAUAUGGCGCCAAAAGAGUUAUAAGUGUGAGCUUAAUGUUGCGAUCCCGCACCUCAGUCGGUCUUGUUUACGCGGAAACAAACAAACAAACAAACAAAAACAGAAUGUAAAACGCCUCAUUGGACGGAAACGAAAUUUAGACGCUAUAGAGACGGGGUUUGGACGUUAAACUCGAUGGCUUGUCACGUCACUGGAGCAGUUAGUGCGCUUCACUUUGCAGGGAUGUGAGGAAAUGCUUUCCUCAGAAACAUUUUCACGGACGACGAACAGAUGAACGUUGCUAUAAUAAGUGUGGAAACUGCGAUUUUAGCAACUCGACGGACCGCGGCGCAGGACGCCAUUUAAUGUGGAUUAAACCCGCCGACUGUAACUUUUAUUCGGGCUGUGGAGGGGAAAUCAUCUGUCACACGGAUGCUGAGGGACAUACAUGUGCCUGGCCUCAGAUGAUCAUGAUCCGCUGAUUUCUGUGCAUCGAGGACAUCACGCCCUCUUGUGCAAACCGCAAAUAAGAUGGGGAGUGAGAUGAAGAGGAGGAAGUACUCCACCAGCAGCAACGACUCGGACACCACUGACAGUCAUGUGACCACCUGGUCACGGUCUUCGAAGAACACGGGGACCAGCAGCACAUGGGUCCGCCAUGAGCAGAAGAAGCCCUCUGAGGUGUUUCGGACCGAUUUCAUCACCGCCAUGAAGUUGCCUGAUUCGGCCCAGCUGAGCCCGGAGGAGUUCUACUUCCUGUCGGACCCCUGGAGGCAGGAGUGGGAGAAGGGUGUGCAGGUGCCGGCCAGCGUGGAGGCCAUUCCCCUGCCGGUGGUCAGGGAGCUUCCCGAGGUCAGUCGGAUCCCGUUCUUCUCGCCGGUCCCGACCCGGGGCCAGUCAGAGUUCGGCUUCGGAGAGUCACAUGGUCUGGCCGAGCCGCUGAGCCGCUACGACCUGGAUGACCUGGACGUGGCCUGGCUGGAGCUGGUCAAUGCGGAGUUCAGACAGCUGGCGCUGCCGGAGCUGGACGAGCUCACCAUGGAGCAGGUUGUCCUGGAGCUGGAGAGCCGGUGUCAGCAGAACAUGCAGCGGGCCAUCGAGACGGAGGAGGGCCUGGGCAUCGAGUACGACGAGGACGUGGUGUGUGACGUGUGCCGCUCGCCCGAGGGGGAGGACAGCAACGAGAUGGUGUUCUGCGACAAGUGCAACGUUUGUGUGCACCAGGCGUGCUACGGGAUCCUGAAGGUGCCGCAGGGGAACUGGCUGUGCCGGACCUGUGCUCUCGGGGUGCAGGCCAAGUGUUUGCUCUGUCCCAGACGAGGAGGAGCGCUCAAACCCACUCGCAGUGGAACCAAGUGGGUCCACGUCAGCUGUGCCUUAUGGAUCCCUGAGGUGAGCAUCGGCUGCCCUGAGAAGAUGGAGCCCAUCACUAAAGUCUCCCACAUCCCAGCCAGCCGAUGGGCCCUGUACUGCAGCCUGUGCCGCGAACACACAGGCACGUGUAUACAGUGCUCCAUGCCAUCCUGCGCCGUGGCCUUCCACGUGACCUGUGCGUUCGACAACGGGCUGGAGAUGCGCACCACUCUGGCGGAGAACGACGAGGUGCGCUUCAAAUCGUUCUGUCUGGAGCACAGCAGUGUCUCGCGCUUGAACAGCGGCGCGAGUGCAGAGCCGCGCCUGGACCUCCCCGGGAUGCUCUCGGACCGCCUGAAGCAGGAGCAGGCCGAGCGGGAGAAAGCCAGCCAUCGCAAGCAGAAGCUGCAAGAGCUUGAAGAUGAGUUCUACACAUUAGUGGAUCCCAAGGAUGUGGCGGAAAGCCUUUCGCUGCCGGAUGCUCACGUGGACUUCCUCUUCCAGUACUGGAAGCUGCGACGAAAGGCCAACUUAAACCAGCCGCUGGUGGUCCUGAAGAGGGACGAGGUGGACAAUCUGGCCCAGCAGGAGCAGGACGUCCUGUACCGGCGGCUCCAGCUCUUCACCCACCUGCGCCAGGACCUGGAGAGGGUCAGAAACUUGUGCUACAUGGUCACACGCAGAGAGAGGAUCAAGCACUCCUUAUGCAACCUCCAGGAGAAGAUCUUCUCCCUGCAGAUCCAGCUCUUGGAGAAGGACCUGGUCGGAGAGAAAAAUCUAAGAGGGGAGAAGAUUCACCGCAAGGGAGUCCGGGAACGAGCCAAAGAAAGGAGGAAGAGCAGUCCAGAGAAAAAGGACAAAUGGAAACCAGACGACGGCUCUCUGUUCACGCAGCUGGGUUUCUCCAAAUCCUUCCCGCUGGACGGUUCGCUGUUCGACAGCUGGCUGGCUCGGUCGGUUCACAUCACUGCGGAUAACAUGCUGAGCCAGUGGUCUCUCUCCGGGGAGAGCGACGACCCGUCCGCCAGCCUCCUGCAGGGCGAGGAGAACCUGCUCAGCCUGAUGAUGGACCACUCCAUGAAGUCCACCUGGAAAACUCCUCAGCUGGGACGCAAAGCAAGAGGCGUGCCGCGCACCCGCCGGAAAGCCGCCUCGCUUCCUCGGACCGGAUCCACGGUUAAAGGCCAGGUUUGGUCCAAACGAGGAGAGCGAUCGCUCCACCGGCACAGCCGUAGCGAAGCCAGGCCCGACCCGCUUCAACCAGCCAUUUCCAAAAUGGACUCGUGCCACAUUUCCGAGGAGCACGGGUCUUGGGACGGCACUGGGGAUGCGGAUUCGCAGGUGCCCUUACGUCUACGCCUACCUAGACCAGGCAAGUCCCGCUCUAAGAGUGAGACUUCGCUGUUGAACAGCACAUCUGCACCGGACACCGAGACGGAUGGAUAUUUCUCCGACGCAGAACAGAGUGACACUGAAUUUCGUUCGUCCAGGCGAAAGCUACGCUUGCCCCAACUGCAUGCUGGGAAGGAGCAAGUAGUGCGGCGAAGCGUGCUCGCCUCCUAAAGCUAUUCCCGGAUGCCGCUUUAGUGUCGUCGUGUCAUCAGAACGAGGCUCGGUUUCUCAAUGCAUACGUUUCCAGACCCUCAGCUGUAAUGGCUUGUGUUCUUAUCCCUGUUUUAUCUGUCAGAGUAUAUUAGCCAGUCGCCGACAUUUAUGCAACCAUAACCAUUUGUGCUUGACAUAACAACGAGGAACAAGAAGUCGUCGAAUUGAACACUGUUGGAUGUGUCCUUUUGGGAAGCAAUAGGAUCUGUCCUGGAACCGGGACAAUGACGUGGGCAUUAUAACGUCUGUUCAGGUUGUGUUUGUUUUGAAUGAACAUGUAUGUUGUGUGUCUUCAGAGGAUGUGGCUACUUUAAAAUGAUUUACAAGAGAAAAUAUGACACAAAUAAGCACAAAUAGCCGUUGGGGAAUGUAGCACACGUCAUAUCCAUUCGCUUUGGCUAGUCUAGACGUACCAGCAUCACGAGCAGGGCCCGCUUCAGCCUGUGUGUGUGUGUGUGUUUGCCAGUGGACAGAUCUGAGCACAGUUGGGUUAGUCUAUCUCAAGUGGUCCUAAAGAGUUGGUUGCUUGGUCAUUUUUAUUUCCCCCCAGAUUUCCAUUAACUAGCUUUGUAACCAGCUAAAUCUUAAACAAAUUUUUACAGCCAAUAGAGUUGCAUAUGUGAAUAUUUAAGCAAAGUCUCUAAGUUGACGUUCUGCACGUGCCUGAUAAACCCUUUGGGAGCGUCACAGUUUCGUCA